AUGAGGAUACAGAUUGUUAAGCAAGCCUGGCCAUAUUUUGGGAUGUAUUUGGAGAAAUUCUUCAAAGACAACAUUGAACCUUCAAUAUGUAGAUCAAAUGUUUGCCUGAAAACUUUCAACUUUACGAAACUCAAUUUUGGAGAAAAGCCACCCAGAGUCUCUGGUGUUAAAGUGUACACAGAUCAAGUGGACAAGCGACAAGUGAUCAUCGAUUUGCAAAUUAGCUACGUAGGAGAUUGUGAAAUUAAUGUGGAGGUGAAGAAAGUAUGUAAAGCUGGAUUGAAGGGAAUGCAGCUGCAUGGUACACUCCGAGUGAUCCUGGAGCCAUUAUCUAGUCAGAUGCCCCUGGUUGGAGCUGUGACUUUGUUCUUCAUUCGCCGACCAGUUCUGGAAAUCAAUUGGACAGGGCUGACCAACCUACUGGAUAUUCCUGGUUUCAGUGAAUUGUCAGAUACAAAGAUUCUUGACACUAUUGCUUCCUACAUGGUCUUGCCUAAUAGAUUCGCCUGCCCACUAAUUAAUGGUGUCAAUGUUUCUCAGCUACGGUUUCCUUUACCACAUGGUGUGGUGAGAAUUUAUCUGAACAAAGCUGCAGAUUUAAUAAGCAAAGACACAUUCCUUAUGGGCAUGGUACAAGGGAAAUCUGAUCCCUAUGCUCUUAUUCGAGUCGGCACACAGACAUUUCGCAGCAAAACAAUUAAAGUAAACUUAAAUCCUGAAUGGUAUGAAAUCUACGAGGCUGUAGUUCAUGAAGCCCCUGGUCAAGAUUUGGAGUUGGAACUUUUUGAUGAAGACCCAGACAAGGAUGACUUCCUUGGCAGCCUCGUUAUAGAUCUUGGGGAGGUGAUGAAAGACAGAGUUGUGGAAGAGUGGUUUCCUCUGAACGAUGUGGAACAUGGGAAAGUUCAACUAAAGCUUGAAUGGCUGUCUUUGGUCACUGAUCUAGAAAAAGAACCUACGAAGACUCUUCCAGGCCAAUCAAAUGCAAUACUGGUUGUUUAUCUGGAUAGUGCAUGUCAUCUGCCCAGAAAUCAAUUUGAGUACACCAAUAGUGAGUCCAGUGUUAAGAAAAAGAACAAAUCAAACUACAUCAAGUCAACAAAGAGGGCUAACUUGGAACCUAGCUGCUCUGUUCAACUUGUUGUUGGAAACAGCAUACAAGAAAGUAAGAUUUCCUACAAUACAAAUUCACCAAUUUGGGAACAAGCAUUUGUAUUCUUCAUCAAAAAUGUUCACUCCGAACAACUAAGCUUAGAGAUCAAAGACAAAGACUGGGAGUGUGCCCUUGGGAUCUUGACCAUUCCUUUGUAUCAAUUGUUGAAAGCAUCAGAUAUGACCCUUGACCAAAGGUUUCCACUAGAACACUCGGGCCCCAACAGCCUUGUAAAAUUGAAGAUGGUUCUUCGGAUACUCACCACUGAGGAACCAGAUCCUGACAGUGUCUACACAGGACUGAAUGCCCUUAAAAAGGGUCCUAUUUCAAUAAAGAAAAAGAAAAAUGGAAGCCAGCCUAACACUCCUCCUCCAACUUUAGGAUCAUCAAAUGUUCCAAAGACGUGCGGUAAUAGUACAGUAUGUGACCCGAUGGAGAAAGAAGAAAGGCAGCCUAAAGAUGCUGACGAAAUUAAAUCAGAACUGCCAAUAUCUCCAACGCAAUCCAGCUCAUCAGAUGCCAUAAAAGAUAUGACUAGGACUGCUUUUGAAUCGUCAUUCACCAUUUCUACCCUUGGCCCUCAGCAGCUGCCAAAUGGUGUGGCCCUUAAUGAAGAAUCUUUAGGCAAAAUCCAGCUCACCGUGCGAUAUUCCACUGCACGUCACAGCCUGAUUGUAAUUGUUCACUGCUGCAGAAGCCUGAUAUCCUGUUCAAAUGAUGGAUCAGAUCCAUAUGUACGGCUUUACCUUCUUCCUGACAAAAGCUGGUCAGGCCGGAGAAGAACACAUGUCAAAAAGAAGACUGUGGAUCCACAAUACGAUGAAAAAUUUGAGUUUACAGUUUCAAUAGAUGACAUUCCAAAACGAAAAUUAGAUAUUGCUGUAAAGAACAACCGGUCAUUUGGAUCCCAUGAGAGGAAAGAACUUGGAAAGGUUUUGAUUGACAUCCCAAAUGAUAAAUUAACCCCAGGUUUUACACAAUGGUAUAAACUGACCAAUGAUGGAUUGCCAAGCAAAGUGACAGAAAACCUUUAAUGCUAUUAAUCCAGAAGCUCAUUUGAUAUUCAGUGGUUUUGUUUGGUGGAAGAUCUGUGUAUUUUCAUGUUAAAUCGCUGAAUGUGCAUUCUGUUAAGACUUGAUGACCACAUUGCAAGAAACAGAAUUGUGUAUAUGCCUAAAUUUCUUAACUACAUGUCCAAAAAGGUCAAUUCUUUAACUAAGCCAGGUGCUGUAAUCACUGCUAUAUUCAAAUGAAGUAGCUACAGCUUUAUGGAUAUAGCACUACAGAGAAGCAGUACACUAUUCACCCUCCAGCCCCCAGGGACGAUCUCCCUAGUCAGUUGUAUUUAUAGGUUAAUAGAAAUGUAAUUCAAAUUGUCCUGCACUUUAAAUCCUCAACAACCUUGUCCAAGAUCAACAGUAAAGUCUUGCAAAUUUCAUUAAACCAGGGCCAAAGCCUUCUGAAGGAAAAAAAAAUCUACAUUCCCACUUCCAGUCCUGAAUUUAGAGAUUUGAUAGUGUUUUUGGUAGUCCACUAUAAGAUCCUUUUUUUGUAGAAUCUAAAGUAAAUCACUACAUACCUGAAGCUUAUACAAUUUGAGGUUAAGCAACCUAUCCUCAGUUUAGCCCUUCAAAACACCAAUAUUAUUGGUUUUAGAGAAAGUACAGUGAUCAUUUGUGGUGUAAAGCCUGAAAUGAUAUACAGUAUUCAAGCUGGGGUCCAAUCAAGGCUGUUGGUUGUGUGGGGCGGUUGGUGGAAAUCCUUAGCUAAUUGAUGUUACAAAUGAGUUGAUUGGCAAAAAGGGAUGUAGAUCAAAGCCAAAUAAUGGAGCUGAAGUACAGAUCAGUAAGACCCAACUGAAUAGUAGAAUAGGGUCAGGGGACUGAAUAAUCACAAGAUGCAGCAGCAGGAGUAAACCUUGUGAACCUGCUCCACAAUCUUUAAAUAUAACCGUGGUCAAUCUUGGGCAUUUCCUGUGAGUAGCCUGUCCGGUGUUUUAUCCCAUUUAAAAUAACGGGAUUUUAAAAACAUUUACUGCGUGGUUUCUAAAAUCUCAUGAACUUUACCAAUGUGUACGUGGACUCAGAUCCUUCUUUCUCCCUCUAGUUUCCCAUCUCUCAAUCUUUAAGGAAAUAUCUGAUAGCUUAUGUGCCAUAACAAUCUCAUCUUGGCUUUCAUACCCAUUUGUGUUGAACUCACUGAACUGAGAGAAAUUGACAGUAGCAAACAUUUUCUUUAAUUUUCUGAAUGAACAAUGUUAAAAAUCUCAUUCCUGAUGUCAGCUUAUACACUAGAUAAAGUUGAUUUGUACUAGUACUCUGGGUGCAUGCAUUAAUUGAUUAUUUCCCCACAUCCUAUUUAACUUGUUUUGCUACUAAUUUAGUAAGAUUUUAAUUUUUACAUACGUUUCCUGGCUUGAAAAACCAACUUUGUACAAGGUACUUUUACUAAUGGAGCUGGAAUUGUCUGGUAACCAAAUAGUGAGUUAUGGAAAAUAAUGUAAGAAUUGGUCAAAUAUUGCCAGUUAACACUUGUAUUAAGGAAAACAGGUCUAUUUUUAUCAAAGUGUUUACAUUUGUAAAUAUGUUAUUUGAUGUUGGUUAGAGUAUGCUGCUUUAAAGAAUAUGCUCAUGACUGAGCAUGGCCACUGAAUUAUAAUUUGCUAUUUAUUAGCUGCUGUAAAUAAACUGAUUUCAUAUAAACAACUAUGUUUACUUGAUCCGGUUCCUGGCACUAAAUAAAUGUAACAAACAAAAACCUGA
Rhincodon typus (whale shark) is the source of this 3915-nucleotide messenger RNA. Its product is annotated as extended synaptotagmin-3-like. The record is from RefSeq and is a predicted model, not a curated record. Gene Ontology annotation, molecular function: lipid binding. The transcript has 22 exons. Gene Ontology annotation, biological process: lipid transport. Lineage: Eukaryota; Metazoa; Chordata; Chondrichthyes; Orectolobiformes; Rhincodontidae. The coding region runs from base 1 to 2187 and encodes 728 amino acids.